UACUUUGCCAGCUGCUUCAGGCAAAACCAGGAGCCGCCUUCUCACAGCUCUGCCAAACUCCACUCAGCAGAAUCCUAGGGACAGCAAAGAUACAGCGUGCGUGCAUAUACACAAGACAGAGGUUUACAGAAUGGGGGAAAAUUUGCCAAAAGAGACAGAGGCAGAAACCAAGGAGGAGGAUGCAGCCUUGAUUGAGUUUUACAGCUCUUUCAAGGACCUGUUUGAGUUCUUCUGUCUAAAUACCACAAUCCAUGGCACCAUUCGCCUGGUCUGCUCAAGCCGCAAUAAGAUGAAGACAGCCUUCUGGGCUCUGCUCUUCUUGGCCAGCUUCGCUAUGCUCUACUGGCAGUUUGCACUGAUCUUCAACCAGUACUGGGCCUACCCUGUCAUCAUGUCAAUGUCUGUUCAUUCAGAACCAAAGAUGUUCCCUGCCAUCACGCUUUGCAGUUUGAAUCCAUAUAGGAUCAGCCCAAUCAGUCAGGAUAUAGCUGAACUAGAUAAUCUGGCGAGAGAAACCUUAUAUAGUUUAUAUGGCUUCCACAUUCCUAAGAGCAUUCUAGAAGAUGUCGGUGCCAAUCUGGAAGACUUUUCAGAUGAAAAUCCUGGCAAGAUCAAUGGCUCCAAGUUUCAACUGGAUCGUAGCAUCGCCCUAGUGAAGCUGCAUGGAAAAGUGGGAUUUCGGCUGUGCAACACAACCGGUGGAAACUGCUACAAUAAGGUCUACAUUUCUGGAGUGGACGCUGUCCAAGAGUGGUACCGUUUCCACUACAUGAAUAUCAUGUCACAGAUUCCAUCCAUUAUCAAAAUGUCCCAAGGUGACGAUCACAUCAGGAACCUGAUCUAUUCUUGCCAGUAUGAUGGGCAGCCAUGCCGAACAAGCGAUCAUGAACAUUUUCAUCACCCUGUCUACGGAAGCUGCUUCACUCUUAACAAGAACGGAACAGAUAAGUUCUGGAAAGCUUUCAAGCCAGGAAUUGUUUACGGCCUAUCCCUUAUUCUCAAAGUGGAGCAGAAAGACCACAUCCCUUUGCUGUCCACCACGGCAGGUGUGAAAGUCAUGAUUCACAAGCACAACCAAACACCCUUUUUGGAGCAUGAAGGUUUUGAUAUCAGACCUGGGAUUGAAAGCACCAUUGGAAUCAAAGAGGAUGAGGUGUCACGUUUAGGUGGGAAUUACGGCGCCUGUACCAAUAAUGGGGAGGAUGUCAACAUCAAGCUAAUCUACAACAGCACAUAUACACUACAGGCCUGUUUGCAUUCCUGCUUCCAGCAUCAGAUGAUUGAAAACUGCGGCUGUGGAUAUUAUUUUUACCCCCUACCUUCUGGAGCAGAGUACUGCAACUACAAUAAGCAUCCUACCUGGGGUCACUGCUACUAUUUGCUGUACAAAAAGCUCAUGGAUCACCAUCUCACCUGCUUUAGCGAGUGCCCUAAGACAUGCAAGGAAACGAGGUAUAAGCUCUCCGCGGGAUACGCUAAGUGGCCAUCAACUAAAUCCGAGAACUGGAUUCACAGAGCAUUGCAAGCAGACAACAGAUACACCACCACCACAAACAACAGAAAUGAUAUUGCCAAGGUGAAUAUUUUCUAUGAGCAAUUAGAUUACUACUCUUGGGAUGAAUCUCCGGAAUAUGAUGUGAACCUGGUGAUGUCCAACAUGGGAAGCCAAUGGAGUCUCUGGUUUGGAUCGUCUGUGCUGUCAGUGGUUGAGAUGUUUGAAUUCCUCGUGGAUGUCAUCAUCUUAUCCCUCAUCUUCUUCUAUCGGCGGCUUACGGCUAAGAGAACACACAAGGUGUCGCGUCCGCCUAGGAUCCCAAGUGUGAGCUUGACUUUGGAGAAAUACCGCUAUAUAGAAGAAGGCUUGGCCAUGGACCAAGAUUCAGAGAAAUCUCAGGCCGGCCAUACAAAUGCAUCCUUUGUCCAUGAUGAGGGACUCCCUCCAUAUUCCAAAUAUAACAAGUAUCAGAUGCCAGAACUAUAUCCACGUGUGGUGCUUCAUGGAUUUAAGCACCAAGGAGACCAAGUUACAUACAGAGAUCCCAAGAGUUAAUGGAAGAGACUCGCAAAGCCCUUUUUAAAGGACAGUUUCUCUGCAGAGGGAAUGGAGCCUAUAAAGGAAGUUGUGAGUUCCAAACCUGGAAAUAUCAAAGCCAGAAAGAUUGGACUCAUGUGACUGGGCAUACAACAGGAGGUGGAAUUUGUGACUUUCCUCUUUCAGGUUUUCCAGAUGGUUCUUCAGGCAGAUCAGAUGGUGCCAAUACGUGAAAAGACAGGACUUUCACAAUGAGCUAGGUCAAAACUCUAUCCACUUCUUUUCCCAUGGGCUGGGUCCAAUUUAAGGGCAGUUGACUGUGCAUGUUGAUAAAUUCCUGGACUGACUUGAAAAUAUUUAUUCCUUCUGUUAUUUUUGUUGCAAUAUUUGUCCUAUGGAUAAUCAGUUUUAUUUUGAGCUGAUCUGUGGCCUCUUUUCAUGCCCUAUGUUGUCUUGAGAAGUCUACUUUUGUGACAGGGGCAGUGGGAGACUGCCUGGCGGUCAUCCAGUUCCCUAUAAAAAGGUCCGUCUUAGCUUUCAUUUGAAGCUCUCCUGAGAGAACCAGAUUCAGCUGGGCACCCUUGGAUAAAAUAAAUUGGACCAUCAACAUUUCACAGAUGUACCCAGGUUAAAUGUUAAACCACUCACACAUUUUAAAAAACGCCUCUAAGAAGACAUUUACGAGGAAAUGUUCUGUAUUGUCUGCAUUAACAGUGCCUCCGGGAUCUUGGGAGGAUGUGGUAACACUCAACCAUGCUCUUCAUUUAAGCAAAAGUACUUUUGUGUUUGAGCUGACCUAUAAAAUCCAUGGCAGGGUGUUUUUGAUGUCUAAUUUCUCUUUUAAAAUGUGAAGUUCAAUGUUCCCUAGGUCAAACAGUGCAAAACAAUAGUUAUCACAGUGCAAGACAGCAGGCGUCAAAAGUUAACCUAGUCUUUUUCUGAAACCGAAUAUAGUCAAACCUCAGGCAUGAAAGAAAAAUAGCUGCAUGCAACUAUAUUUCUGUGAUUUGCUGGCAAUAACAAGGCUUCAGAUUGGUUGGAUAUUAUUUCCUUCCUGGGACACUUUUCAGUUGUAACAUUUGCCAGUUAUGGCUAACAUCAGCAUUAUUAUUUUUAAAUCAGACUAGAGGAAAAUAAGAAUUUCUGCAAGCAAACUGGGAGAGGUACAAUGUUUGCAAAUUCUCAUUGCUCCAGCAGAGAUAGCUUUGGCAUGGCUGUUUUGGGACCUGGAAUUAAGGAAGAUUUUUCCCUGAGACAGAAAACAGAGAGUUGGGUGCUACUAAAUUCUUUAAGAAUCAUCUCCAUUGCUGGGGGCUAAAAAGCACUUAUAUUGGGGCAGUCCAUUCUGUCAGUCCUGCUCAUCGCAUGUAGCUAGACAAAGCAACGGAAUACCUGCUUGAGCCUUGACACAUCUGACACGUAUGUGGAGACAUUCUGUGAAAUUAACAUUCCCCAAGUUCUGAUUCUGAACAUAGCCAAAAUGGCCCCAUCCAUGGACAAGAGGGGGUCUCCAGAAGGCUCGGGGAGUCUCCGAGAAUAAGAGGACAAAAAAAAAAUUAAACGGUUGAGGUGGGGAUACCUACCAAGAAGCCAAAGAACAAGGAAUGACUAUUGAUGGGGAAAGGGGGACAGAAAACUGGGUGGAGGAGGAAUGGAAUAAGGCAAUCCGCAAGGCAGCCUCGCUGGCAUCGUGAGCAGAAGCACUCCACCUUGCUCUCAUUUGCAGUGGCUAAUGGCAGUUGAAACCCAACACAUCUUCUCCAGUGAUAGCAAGGAGCGUAAGACAACUUGUCCUAGCUCAAGCCAAGCACCUAGAGCAUUCCAAUGUCCUCUUCCAGCUGCAACCAACCCAAAGAUUCUGGAAAGCCUAUAUCUGCAACUCCCCUGCUCCCCCUGGAUCUCUGGCAGGCAGAGGUGUGCUAACCCCAGACACAGAGGCCCUGUCUCUGUUAAGCAUUACUACCUCUCGUGCUUUGCCAGCAAGCGAGGAACAGAUUUCUCCGAAUCAGCCCAGGUAGCAUUAUUUCAGUGAGAAACUUGUCAUAGUCACGGUUCUCUCUUUCUAUCCUUUUGUUUUGAUUUUGUUUCUCUAACCGCUGUGCUGAUAUUGAGAGCUGGAUGUAAUUGUAAACAUGAAUAUCUGAUUGUAAGUUAUUUGGGAUGUGUGUAUGUAUGAGUGGAAGGAUUAAAAAAAA
This is a messenger RNA of Python bivittatus (Burmese python), 4227 nucleotides long. RefSeq names its product sodium channel epithelial 1 subunit delta (gene SCNN1D). Lineage: Eukaryota; Metazoa; Chordata; Lepidosauria; Squamata; Pythonidae. Gene Ontology annotation, cellular component: plasma membrane; sodium channel complex. Gene Ontology annotation, biological process: sodium ion transmembrane transport. The record is from RefSeq and is a predicted model, not a curated record. Gene Ontology annotation, molecular function: ligand-gated sodium channel activity.